AUGGCAAGCCCCGCAUCCCAACGUAUUGUUAAAACUUCGUCAUCGUCCAGCGGUGUUGAUGCGACCAAUCUGUUCAACCACCCAGUACUCGCAUUCGACACCGGCGAUAACCAACUAUUGGGCCUUCCCCAUGAUGACUGGCUCACGCUCAUGUCCCUGCUCGGUGCGCAAGGCUCCGACAGUAACGGCAAUUUCCUCAUUCCCUGUGGAUCGACAAUGACAUACAACUUCUUCGGCACAAAGAACCGCGAGUACACAUUCAGUAUUGCUGACACUACCACCAACAAUGGCCAGGGCUUCUGCAAGCCAACAGUCAUCGAUUCGGGCUCCACGACCAAUUGGAUCACCGGUAUGCCGUUCCUCCAUCAGUACUACGUUGCAUUCCACUACACCGCGAACAUGAUGGGCUUUGGAACGCGCAAUUUGGGUGCAAGCGCAGCGCAGAGCAAGCCGUUCGUCGGUUGA
Messenger RNA from Dacryopinax primogenitus, 465 nucleotides. RefSeq lists its product as uncharacterized. NCBI's taxonomy places the organism in Eukaryota, Fungi, Basidiomycota, Dacrymycetes, Dacrymycetales, Dacrymycetaceae. The record is from RefSeq and is a predicted model, not a curated record. The transcript has a single exon. The coding region runs from base 1 to 465 and encodes 154 amino acids.